Molecule: messenger RNA, 2608 nt
Organism: Trifolium pratense (red clover)
Lineage: Eukaryota; Viridiplantae; Streptophyta; Magnoliopsida; Fabales; Fabaceae
Exons: 4
Coding region: 170-2335 (721 amino acids)
Source: RefSeq, a predicted model, not a curated record
AUUUUUAAAAUCAUAAAAAAUCACACUUACUUCCCCCUCCAAAAAUCAACGCCAAAACUUUAACCGGCAAAAACCUUGUACCAGCCCAAAGAAGAAGUAACUAUUCUCAGCAGAAGCUUCUUCUUCUUCUUCUUCUUCUUCUUCUUCUUCUUCUUCUUCUCAGUUUGCAAUGUCGAAAUAUUUGAUGAAUUCUGUUGUUGCCCUAAAAUUGCCUAAAAAGAUAGUGCCCAACAAUGUUGUUGAUGUUGUUUUGAAGCAUUGCAUUUCACUUGAUCUUAAACUAUAUGGACAAGAUAUAGUUUAUUGCAAACAUUGUAAUAAUGUAGUGCCCGGUGGAUUUUACCGAUUUAUAUGUCACUUAACUGGAAUGGAAAAUGUUGAAGCUUGUGAGCAUGUUGGCGAUGACGUGAGGAAGGAAAUGUUGGAGUUUCAUACCACUUUGCAAGAGGUUAAUGAGAAAGGGUGUGUUGGAGUUGGCCAAAAAAGGGAAGGGAAUGAAGUGGAUGUUGGAAGUUCGAGAGAUAGUUUCAAGAGAAGGAGAGUUGGCUCUCAAGCCUAUGCUGUUGAUAACAAGAAUGAGAAGACUUCGAGGGAGGAAGCAUGUCGAGCGAUUGCAAAGUUUUUCUAUAACAAUGCCAUACCGUUCCGAACGUUAUGCAGCAGUGAAUUUAAAACUAUGUGUGAUAUGGUUUCAAGACAUGGCGUAGGAUUUAAGCCACCGGAUUAUGACGAGAUUAGUAAGAAAUAUUUGGCGGAAGAAGUUAAGUUGACAAAGGAAGCUUUGGAAGAACAUAGAGCUAUGUGGAAGAUAACAGGUUGCUCUAUAAUGUUCGAUGGAUGGGCUGACAAGGAGAAUUGGAGCGAACUGAACGUUUUGGUGAACAGUCCAAAGGGAACAUUCUUUUUGAAGUCUAUUGAUGUGUCUGAAUCUGAUAGAGAUUCGUCUGACAAACUCUUUAAGAUGAUGGAUGACAUUAUUGAAGAAGUCGGGGAAGAAAAUGUUGUCCAAGUUGUGACAUUCUUUUCACCGGUCUUCAAAGCUGCCGGUGAGAAGUUAAUGGCGAAAAGGACCAGACUGUAUUGGACACCUUGUGCAACACAUUGCAUUGAGGUGAUAUUGCAAGACUGUGAGGAUAAUAUACCUAUUCACGCAGCGACACUUAAGAAGUGUCAAAUGAUUAAUAUCUUUAUUAUUUCACAGCCUUCUCUCAUGUCUCUAUUGCAGCAUUUCACAGGAGGAAUAGAUGUUUUAUUGGAUGUAGGCAUUACUGACUGUGACUCAUCAUACUUAACGCUAGGUUGUCUUCAUGAGAACAAAGGAGCUCUGAUAAGAAUGUUCACAUCCAAGGAGUGGAAGUCGAUGGAGUUUUCAAUGUUGGGGAAAUUGGUUGAGGAUAUGGUUUUGGAUAAGGAGUUCUGGAAAAAUGUUAUGAUUUGUUAUAAAAGCACACAACAUCUACUUUUUGCGCUUGGUUUGGUCAAUUUAAUUAUGGAACCGGCCAUGGGUUUCAUUUAUGAGCACAUGGAGAAAGCUAAAGAGGAGAUACGGACGAGUCUUUCCGAAGGUGGUAUAGAAAGGGAAAGUUGUAUGCUUAUACAGAAGAUCAUUGAGGAAAGAUGGGAAAAACAAUUCUAUAGCCCUCUACAUGCUGCAGGCUAUUUUCUUAACCCUCAAUUUCACUAUAGUCCUGGAGUUAGAGAUGAUAUUAAAGUUAAACGUGGUCUACAACAAUGUAUAGCGAGGAUGGUGGCCGAUCCCGAAGAAAGAUCUAAGAUUGAAAUUCAACUUGUUGAUUUCGAUAAAGGGAUAAAUGAUUUCAGUCAUCCAAUAGCCGCAAUAGCAUCUGCUGAGGAGAUUCCAGCUAUUUGGUGGGCAUCUUUUGCAGAUGGACAACCGGAGCUCCAGAAAUUUGCAAUUCGUGUAUUAAGCUUGACAUCCAGUUCUUAUGGGGGUCCCGGUCUUCAGAGUGCCUUUGAGAUGGCCCAGACUAACAUUUUGAGGAACAAGACUCCUAUAGAUGUUCUUUUUGUCAUGGCUAAUUCAAAAUUGGGCAUAAAGAAGAAAGCAUCAGUUGAGAUCAAUCUUGAUGAUAAUGGAACUGAUGACGGUUUAGAUGUGGACACCUUGGAUUUGGAUGCCCCAUGUCUGAAGCCACAAGAUGGUGUGGGGAUUGCUGAUUUGCAUGAUGAAAAUGCUAACCGAGAUGGAGAUGGAGAUGGAGAUGGAGAUGGAGAUGAAGACGGAGAUGGAGACGAAGACGAAGACGAAGACGAAGACGAAGAUGAAGAUGAAGAUGGAGAUGGAGAUGGAGAUGGAGAUGGUGAUGAAAAUUAAAUGGAGGAUUAUGAUUUUUAUUUGUUUUAGGUGUCUAUGUCUUGGUGUUUGUUAAAAGCUUAAUACUAUAGCUUAAGUUGUUAAGUCGUGACUUAUGAAUUGUGUAUGACUUUCCUAUGAGUUUUUUAAUUUAAGUUUAGUGAAGUAGUUUUAGUGAUUUUCUUAUUUAUGCUAUCAUAUAUGAUUAUAUGAGUUCAAUAGUUCAUAUGCAUGUAUGUAUGAAUAAUGAAUUUUAAAGGAUUUUGCUAUCCUUAAAAUCCCUCUUUUUUACUA